ACAGACAAUCCAUUCGUUAAUCAUCGUUUUAUGUGAAAGGUUGUGCUUGUUGGUGGUGUGUUUGCUUAAUUCUACAUAAAUAAAAUUUGCAAAAAUUUCUUGUGUAAAUAAUUUUUUUUUGUAUUUAACAAAAAUAAUAUAAAUUGAUUUUAAACAAAAGCAUCCUCAAAUCACUUUCAUAGCUUGACCUGAGCAGAUAUUUAUAAACAAAAAAACACACACAAAACAAUAACAAAAUGAGUGUCUCAGCCGCUCAUCAUCAGCAUUAUCUUAUGAACUGGCUUCAUAAGCUUUGUCUUGUUGUUUUGUUUUUGUUUGUUUUUAUGCAAACUGAUAAGAAUGGCGUAGCUGCUCUAAACAAAAACUAUCACUUGGGACGUUCUUGGCAUGGUUUCCUUGGUGAACCCAGUAAAAUUCCUACUUUACAAAGUACCAAUGAAGUUGUUGAUUUAUGGUUCGAACAACGUUUGGAUCAUUUUUCCGAUAAGAAUGCGGCCACCUGGAAGCAGCGUUAUUUCGUGAAUGAACAAUACUAUCGUAAUGAUACGACUGCACCUAUUUUCAUAAUGAUUGGUGGAGAAGCAGAAGCUGCCAAAAAGUGGAUGCAUGAAGGUGCCUGGAUACAUUAUGCUGAACAUUUUGGUGCUUUAUGCUUUCAACUGGAGCAUCGUUUCUAUGGCAAAUCGAAACCAACAAGUGAUUUAUCUACCUCCAACUUGCAAUAUUUAACCUCGAAACAAGCUUUAGCUGAUUUGGCAUCAUUCAUUUUGGCCAUGAAACAACAAUACAAUUUGGCACCCACCCAAAAAUGGAUUGCAUUUGGAGGUUCUUAUCCCGGUUCCUUAGCUGCAUGGGCUAGAGAAAAAUACCCCGAUUUAAUUUACGGAUCUAUCAGUUCAAGUGGACCACUAUUGGCUAAAGUUGAUUUUACCGAAUAUUUUGAUGUGGUUAGAGAUUCCUUGAAAAGCUAUAAGCCAGAAUGUGUGGAUGUUGUAAGUAAAGCUUUUGCUCAAGUGGAAAUUCUUAUGCGACACAUGAUUGGUCAACGUAAUUUAGAUGAAAAAUUCAAAACUUGUACCCCCAUUAAGGAUUCUAUUGAAAAUAGUUUAGAUAUUUCCAAUUUCUUUGAAAAUGUGGCUGGCAAUUUUGCUGGUGUUGUGCAAUACAAUAAAGAUAAUAGUCCUCAUGCCACUAUAACAAUAGAUCAGAUAUGUGAUGUCAUGCUUAAUACUACCAUGGGUCCACCCGUUACACGUUUGGCCGCUGUUAAUGAUAUGCUUUUAAAACAAUCCAAAGAAAAGUGUUUGGAUUAUAAAUACGAUAAAAUGAUUAAGGAUAUGCAAAAUAUAGCCUGGGAGUCGGAGGUGGCUAAGGGCAUGCGCCAAUGGACUUGGCAGACCUGCAACGAAUUUGGUUUUUAUCAAACUUCAGAAAAUAGCUCAUCCACAUUUGGUAAUCGUUUCAAUGUAGACUUUUUCAUUAAACAGUGUAUGGAUAUUUAUGCCGAUAGCAUGGAUGCCAAGUAUUUGAAUUCCGUGGUGGAAGAAACCAACAAGUACUAUGGUGGCUUAAAGCCUUCGACCACAAAUGUUUUGUAUGUUCAUGGUUCUAUUGAUCCUUGGCAUGCUUUGGGUUUGGUAAAUGCUAAAAAUCCUAAAACACCAACAAUAUUUAUAGAGGGUACCGCCCACUGUGCCAACAUGUACGAACCGAUUAAAUCCGAUCCACCACAAUUAGUGGAAGCCCGCCAUAGAAUUAUAAAGUUUUUGGCUAAACUUUUGGAAAACUAUGCUUUUGCUUAAAAGCAAACAAUAGUGUAAAUACAACGAUAAAAUUUAAAAUAAUUAAAUAUUCUUUAUGUAAAUUAUUAGAUUUAAGUGAAAUUUUUUAAAUAAAAUCAUAAACAAUUUUCAUUGCUCUUAGC
Molecule: messenger RNA, 1924 nt
Organism: Lucilia cuprina (Australian sheep blowfly)
Lineage: Eukaryota; Metazoa; Arthropoda; Insecta; Diptera; Calliphoridae
Product: putative serine protease F56F10.1
Exons: 7
Coding region: 237-1802 (521 amino acids)
Biological process (GO): proteolysis
Molecular function (GO): serine-type exopeptidase activity; dipeptidyl-peptidase activity
Source: RefSeq, a predicted model, not a curated record